GCCCCCACCAAUCCAUGCCUAACCAUCGGCUUGCCGUUCAUCACGCGCCGUCGAAGAUGGAGCAGCGACCUCAAUAGGAGAAGACAACCAGUCCGCCUGUGGCGAUGCAUGCCCUGAGUAAGGCGAUGUCGGCGACGACGCGGGCACGGCGGUGGCGGCUGGAUGAAUCCGUGUCCCACCUGCGGUGGUAUGCUGCGGCGAUGACGAAGCGGCGGCGGCCACGUCGGUGGUCCUCGUCGCGGUCGUCCUCGGGCGCGGCAGCGCGGUGGCACCUGGCGAAGGCACAAGCGGCACGGCGGCCCCGGAGGUCGGCGGCAGCGGCGACGGCGCGGCCGCGGUGACAGUGGCGGGUAACGCGGUCCCGGAGGUUGGCGGCAGCGGCGACGGUGCGUCGGUGGCGGCGGCUGCAUUCCAUGGUGCGCCACCAGCGGUGUGCGACGGCGACGAUGACGUAGCGUCGGCAGUGGCGGGUCCCCACGGUACAGCGGCAGCAGCGGGCGGCGAAGCGGUGAUGGUCCCCGCCGUGGCGGCGGCGACGGCAGGCCAAGUGGCAGCGUUGGCAGAGGGCGGCGAAGCGGCAGUGUUCCCGGGUUCCAACUCCCUGGGAAGGGUGUUCCCUUGUUGCUCGGCAGUCAUACUAAAAAUGGGUUCGGGAAAGUGGCCAGCGCGGGGGUGGAAAACGUCAAUAUCCAUUUGUUCGGCACGACCCAACACAGCCACAUCAUGCUCAAACGCAACUCCUUCCCUCGCAUCAAACAUCCCCGCACUCGUCCCCUUGUCUCCCUGCAACUGCUCACCACCUUUGGGUGUUGACAUCCUAGUUGUGGGAUACCGGAGCUUGAGAGGUUAUAGCAGGAUUCACUGCAGGAACAACAGGAACAUCAAGCACAGACAUACCAGCAACGGGAACACCAGACACCUCCCCAUCACUAACAACUCCGAAUUCAUUUCCAGUCACAGAAUCAGACUCGCCUGGAGCUUUCACACUACUUGUGUGGAAGAGACGAAGAGGGGCGCCACUCGCUGGAGGAAUGUCGCCCGGAGGUGGAGAGGGGGUCGCCAUCGAGGAGGCAGAGGUCGUUGGGGGUGCGCUGAUAUACUGCUGCUGCUGCUGCU
This is a messenger RNA of Ectocarpus sp. CCAP 1310/34, 1116 nucleotides long. The record is from the annotation of a GenBank genome assembly. Lineage: Eukaryota; Phaeophyceae; Ectocarpales; Ectocarpaceae.